AUGGAAACUUCACUUGUGAAGUCACAAGCGAACGAAGAAGAGGAAGUUGGGAUAACAGACAUUGACGUUGAAUCGAUAUCACAGAACGAAAUCGAGUCGGUUCAAAAAAUAUUUAAAACGAUGAAACGCCGGAGACUUGAAAGGAAGUUUUAUGGUGUCGAUUUCUUGUCGACGACGUCGAUGAAGACGUCGGUAGUGUUUUUAAUUUCUUUGUUGAUCUAUUUCAUUGGGAUAGUGGUGAAAUUCUUUGUUGAAAGAAGAGAAGAAACGUCGGGGUCUGUUGAAGAAGACAGUUCAUUCAAACAGUUUUUAACGAAGUACAUCAACGAAGAGAUUAUUAUGAUUCUUCUGACUGUCUUUGUGAUCUUUUCAUUACGAGUAGUGAGACCACUUCUAGUUGUUUUGAUGUUUGAGUUGUACUGGUUUUGUAUAGUGUUUUUCUGGAAUGAAUUUUAUAACUCGUUUGUGACUAUAAUGGUGUGUCUGUUGUGUCUACUAAUUGCUGUGAUAUUAACAAUUCUCUCUUCAAGCAUUUUUCUGUUUGUAAUUCGGCACCUCCCCGUGUUGUACUUCUUAAGCCCCGUCAUCACUUCUAUCAAUGAGUCGACUAAGGGUGUCCGGAGGUACAACUUACAAACCAAAAAUUUGAUCACACGAAAAGUCCAGAGUUAUACACUGGAAGGGAGGACUGAGGGGAGUUGUGUUGAGGGGUCUAUUGUAUGGGGUGACAAUGAAAAUUAUGGGGAAACCCUGACUGGUAUAUGGAAGAAUGGGCAGUUAGUCGGUCCAUUUGAGUCAUCGAUAAUCGGGGUCCGUUCUUUAGUGAAAUCCGUUCCAAUAAUAUCGUAUGAAGCUUAUAAUGAUCGUGGGAUCUUUACAUUAGUGUACUCUCUUAUAUCCGUUGAGUGUUGUUAUUCAGGGAAGAUGUUAUAUAACUUGCCUUCUGUUACAAAAGUGCAUGAACGAGUGUGUCAGUGUGUUGGAGAUUGUCAUUGUGCGUCAGAAUUCUUUGAAGAGAUAGGAAGUGAUAGUGAAGAGUCAUCAAUGGAUAUGGUGAAUGUUCAAUUUGAUCAUAUUAAUAAGAGUAUUGUAUUACCAGGCAUGUCGAAUGUGUGUGAAGGGAAUUUGGAGAAGAUCUCACUGCGCAUUAAGAAGAGAACGGACUCGAAAAUGCGAACGAUAACAGUGAGUGGGAUAGACACGAGUGAUAUGAAACAGUGUCUUAUCUUUUUGACUGGGUCAAUUCACAAAGAACAACGACAAAAGGAAUUUGCUCAAUUUUUGGCGUUGUCGAAAUUACCAAAGAGUGUCACACCAGUUCUAGUCAAUUUGUCACAGAACGGGGAAAUGCCAGAUUAUAAUGAUUCAUACCUUCAUGUUGCAUUUUCUAAUGUGUUACAGUCGAUUAUAUUAGCACAAACAAAGAAGAUUAAUAUCUUUGCAAUGGGAGAUACUAUCAUCUUCUUGUUUAAAGCAUAUUACCUCUUUAGAACACUGCUUGUGGAAAAUGUCCAAAUAGAGAACUUGAUGAUAGUCAAUCCUUUUGAUAUACCAGAACUCUUAUAUAACGAACAUAAAAGAGCGUGUAUCUCACUCUUCAUGAACGUCAAAAGAAUCACUCUCUAUUCUAACACAUUCUCAGUCAGCGCUAGCACUUGA
Messenger RNA from Entamoeba invadens IP1, 1659 nucleotides. RefSeq lists its product as hypothetical. Lineage: Eukaryota; Evosea; Mastigamoebida; Endamoebidae. The record is from RefSeq and is a predicted model, not a curated record. The transcript is spliced from 4 exons. The coding region runs from base 1 to 1659 and encodes 552 amino acids.